CGCUGGAGCUGUCCAGCACCCUGGUGCUGAAACCCUUCUCGCUCGUCAUCCACCACUACCAUGUAAGGGCCAUGAAAAGGGCUCGUCCAGGCGCAGCACGGACAUGGAGGAGGACUUAUUCCAGCUAAGGCAGCUGCCGGUGGUGAAAUUUCGUCGCACGGGCGAGAGUGCAAGGUCAGAGGAUGACACGGCUUCGGGAGAACAUGAGGUCCAGAUUGAAGGGGUCCGCACGGGCCUACAGGCGGUCGAGCUAGACGAUGGGGCAGCUGUGCCCAAGGAGUUUGCCAAUCCCACUGACGAUACUUUCAUGGUGGAAGAUGCGGUGGAAGCCAUUGGGUUUGGCAAAUUUCAAUGGAAGCUGUCUGUUCUCACCGGCUUGGCCUGGAUGGCCGAUGCCAUGGAAAUGAUGAUCCUGAGCAUCCUCGCGCCCCAGCUGCACUGUGAGUGGUGGCUCCCCAGCUGGCAGGUGGCAUUGCUGACCUCGGUGGUCUUUGUCGGCAUGAUGUCCAGCUCCACCCUCUGGGGAAACAUCUCGGACCAGUACGGCAGGAAAACAGGGCUGAAGAUCAGCGUGCUCUGGACCCUGUACUACGGGAUCCUCAGUGCUUUCGCGCCCGUGUACAGCUGGAUCCUGGUGCUCCGGGGCCUGGUGGGCUUCGGGAUCGGAGGGGUCCCCCAGUCGGUGACGCUGUAUGCCGAGUUCCUUCCCAUGAAAGCCAGAGCUAAGUGUAUUUUGCUGAUUGAGGUGUUCUGGGCCUUCGGGACCGUGUUCGAGGUGGUCCUGGCUGUGUUUGUGAUGCCCAGCCUGGGCUGGCGUUGGCUGCUUCUCCUCUCGGCUGUCCCGCUCCUCAUCUUUGCUGUCCUGUGUUUUUGGCUCCCGGAGAGUGCAAGGUAUGAUGUGCUGUCUGGGAACCAGGAAAAGGCCAUCGCCACCCUAAAGAGGAUAGCGACAGAGAAUGGAGCCCCCAUGCCGCUGGGGAAACUCAUCAUUUCCAGACAGGAAGACCGAGGCAAAAUGAGGGACCUUUUCACACCCCAUUUUAGAUGGACAACCUUGUUGCUGUGGUUUAUAUGGUUUUCCAAUGCAUUUUCUUACUAUGGAUUAGUUCUGCUCACCACAGAGCUCUUCCAGGCAGGAGAUGUCUGCAGCAUUUCCAGCCAGAAGAAGGCAGUAGAGGCAAAGUGCAGCCUGGCCUGUGAGUACCUGAGUGAGGAGGACUACAUGGACCUGCUGUGGACCACCCUCUCUGAAUUCCCAGGUGUCCUUGUGACUCUGUGGAUCAUCGACCGCCUGGGCCGCAAGAAGACCAUGGCUCUGUGCUUCGCGGUGUUCUCUUUGUGCAGCCUCCUGCUGUUUAUCUGUGUUGGCAGAACUAUGCUCACUCUGUUACUCUUCAUCGCAAGAGCGUUUAUUUCUGGAGGCUUCCAAGCAGCCUAUGUUUACACGCCUGAGGUCUACCCCACGGCGACGCGAGCGCUGGGCCUGGGCAGCUGCAGCGGCAUGGCAAGAGUGGGCGCGCUCAUCACUCCGUUUAUUGCUCAGGUGAUGUUGGAGUCCUCCGUGUACCUGUCGCUGGCAGUUUACAGUGGCUGCUGCCUCCUGGCUGCACUGGCCUCCUGCUUCUUGCCCAUUGAGACCAAAGGCCGCGGACUACAGGAAUCCAGCCACCGGGAGUGGGGCCAGGAGAUGGUCGGCCGAGGGACGCAUGGCACAGGCGUCACCAGGUCGAACUCUGGCUCUCAGGAGUAGUGACCUAUGGGGGGCUGAGCUGGUCUUUGAGUCUGUGGAGUGCGGGGAGCUGGUGGAGCCCGUCUGGGGCACCGACUGUCACUGCCGACACCAAGAACUCACCACCCAAGAGUACAACCCGGACCCCGGUUGCUCAUAUUCAUUGAGACCCACCUGCAGAUGGGGAGGCAUUUGCUCUGGGGGUUUUCUGUAUGUGUGGGUGGAGGUUUGUUGAUAACCUGUGGAUCUGCAUGGGAAAACGGCCACACUGGGAGUGCCUGGUGACACGGGUGGCCGACCAAACACCAUCCAGAGUCAGGCGGCCACACCCUUGGCGAGCACCAACCAAAAGAUCUCCACAAAUACAGUCCAGGCCCAGACCCCAUGAGACCUGCCGCCCAGCAACCAGACCUGUUCAGUAGGUUCCUCCUACACCCCAAGUCCUCAGCUUUCUUCUUUGAAACUGCAGGUGACUCGGGUGUGUUUUAAGCAGCUUUGUCUUGGGCUUCAGAAACCCUCCCUCAGAAGGGGCCUCUCGGUUUGCCUCCCUGGGCUGGGACUGACUCAUGGAGACUGGCAGAGGGACAUGCGUUUGAAUUUGAGCCACGUGCUCCACCUGGUCCCCUUUUGAGUUGCAGUCUCUGGAUCCAGGGGAUCCACGUGUGUCCAUGAGGACAGCUGGGCUCGCAUCAGAUGGCAGCCCCCGAAAGCUGUUACCCCGGGCACUGGGCACCGAGGCCAAAGGGAGGCAAGAAUCAAGCCCAAAGCCAGAACAGGGUCCUCUCUUUCAGAAGCAGUGAAGGUCACGUCAGGGCUUCUUUUCUUGCCCCCUCCUUGGCCAGGCAGAUUGGUGACUCGUGGGGAGAGAAAACAGUGAACUCAGGUCUCAGCGUUUGGGGUUUUGAGCUCGGGUGGACAGAGAAAACACAAUGACACGACGCCAACUGCCCACUCCCGGUGGGGUCAGGGGACCAGGAAUCCUCCCCCACCCGUUUCUCUGCCGCCCUUGCUCGCAAGGGUUGGCUUGGUCUUUACGCAGCAGCAGCUCUUGGGAUUCCAGCCACGGAAGCCGUGGCACGGAUGCCAUGGGGUGGGGAGAAACGGGAGGACCCCUUUAUGUGAAACGUGUACAUUUUCCAAGGAAGAGAAGGGAGGUCGUUUGGGGUUGGGGUUGGCCUUGGAAGGAAGGGCCGAUACCAUGUCUCGGCAGACAGCGUCCACCUCCUGGAUUUGGUUUACAGGAGCCUUGUCACCAUCAUGAAGGCAGGGACCCUAGAGAAGGAGGGAAGACGCUGCUGGAUCU
Molossus molossus (Pallas's mastiff bat) is the source of this 3032-nucleotide messenger RNA. It is a transcript of the gene SVOP, whose product is annotated as SV2 related protein. Gene Ontology annotation, biological process: transmembrane transport. Gene Ontology annotation, cellular component: membrane. The coding region runs from base 104 to 1750 and encodes 548 amino acids. NCBI's taxonomy places the organism in Eukaryota, Metazoa, Chordata, Mammalia, Chiroptera, Molossidae. Gene Ontology annotation, molecular function: transmembrane transporter activity. The transcript is spliced from 16 exons. The record is from RefSeq and is a predicted model, not a curated record.